Molecule: messenger RNA, 1846 nt
Organism: Musa acuminata subsp. malaccensis (wild Malaysian banana)
Lineage: Eukaryota; Viridiplantae; Streptophyta; Magnoliopsida; Zingiberales; Musaceae
Product: squalene monooxygenase SE1
Biological process (GO): sterol biosynthetic process
Cellular component (GO): endoplasmic reticulum; membrane
Molecular function (GO): squalene monooxygenase activity; flavin adenine dinucleotide binding
Source: RefSeq, a predicted model, not a curated record
UUGAUGACAGCGAGGUAUGGUCGGAGAACAGGAUAGAAAGAGAGGGUAAAAGAGGGAGACGAGAGAAGGUUUCCUCUUGGGGAGAAGACAAUGGCGGAUCAAUACCUGUUGGGAGCCGUCGUCGCUUCGAUCCUAGGGUUCCUCCUCCUGCACGUAGGGUUCCAUGGCUGGAAGGGGAGGGCGCGUCGUACUGCUGGAAAGUGUGGUUCCGGCCCGGUGGUCCCCGGAGACGGGGGAACCGAAGUUAUCAUCGUGGGUGCCGGCGUUGCCGGCUCUGCCCUCGCUUACGCGCUGGGGAAGGAUGGUAGACGUGUCCAUGUCAUCGAGAGGGAUUUGUCUGAGCCUGACAGAAUUGUUGGUGAACUUUUGCAACCAGGAGGCUACCUAAAAUUGUUAGAGCUAGGCCUUGAGGACUGUGUCGACGAAAUUGAUGCUCAGCGAGUCCUUGGUUAUGCUCUUUUUAAAGAUGAUAAAAGUACCAAACUCUCAUACCCUUUGGAGAAAUUCCAUUCAGACAUUGCUGGGAGGAGCUUCCAUAAUGGGCGUUUCAUCCAAAGGAUGAGAGAGAAGGCAGCGUCCUUGCCUAAUGUUCGGUUGGAACAGGGAACCGUGACAUCCUUGAUUGAAGAAAAUGGAACAGUCAAGGGGGUAGUCUACAAGACCAAAUCUGGUGAAGAAUUCAAAGCUCUUUCACCUCUUACAAUUGUAUGUGAUGGCUGCUUUUCGAAUCUGAGGCGCACACUCUGCUCUCCUAAGGUGGAUGUACCUUCUUGUUUUGUUGGUUUGGUUCUAGAGAACUGCCAACUUCCUUUUCCGGAUCAUGGGCAUGUUAUCUUAGCAAAUCCUUCACCAAUAUUGUUUUACCCAAUUAGUAGCACUGAGAUUCGCUGUUUGGUUGAUGUACCUGGACAGAAGGUACCUUCUAUUGCUAAUGGUGAAAUGGCAAAUUAUCUGAAGACGAUGGUGGCACCUCAGGUUCCAACCGAACUGCAUGAUUCUUUUGUAGCGGCCAUUGACAAGGGAAGCAUUAGAACUAUGCCAAACAGAAGCAUGCCAGCUGCUCCUCAUCCAACAGCUGGUGCCCUCUUGAUGGGCGAUGCAUUUAAUAUGCGCCAUCCUCUGACCGGAGGAGGAAUGACAGUGGCCUUGUCUGAUAUAGUCGUGCUACGUAAUCUUCUUAAGCCUCUACAUGAUCUUCAUGAUGCUGCCGCUCUCUGCAAAUACCUGGAAUCCUUCUACACUUUGCGGAAACCGGUUGCUUCUACAAUAAACACUCUGGCAGGCGCCUUGUACAAGGUAUUCAGUGCAUCACCCGAUCAAGCUAGGAAUGAAAUGCGACAAGCCUGUUUCGAUUAUCUGAGCCUUGGAGGUGUUUUCUCAAGUGGGCCAAUUGCUUUACUCUCUGGUCUUAAUCCCCGCCCCCUGAGUUUGGUUGCGCACUUCUUUGCCGUUGCUAUCUAUGGAGUUGGCCGUCUAUUGUUGCCCUUUCCUUCGCUGGAGAGAUUGUGGAUUGGAGCUAGACUGAUUUCUGGUGCAGCAGGUAUCAUUUUCCCGAUUAUUAAAGCAGAAGGCGUCCGGCAAAUGUUCUUCCCUGCUACUGUCCCUGCAUAUUAUAGAGCUCCUCCUGUUAAUUGAAACAGUGGAAAAUGUUUGUGCCCAUAUACGGAGUCAAAUCUGUAGCAUCUUUGCCCUUAUCACAUGUGCCAUGUUAAAUUUUCAUUUAUGGGAAUGCAAGUGAUGUUUGCUACUGGUCUAGUAAGCCGAGAUUGCUGGGAAUUGUACUGUAAUUUUGACUAGCUUUUGUGGUUUAUCUCAACCCAACAUCAACUCAGUUGCACUUUGACUC